This is a messenger RNA of Balaenoptera musculus (blue whale), 6771 nucleotides long. RefSeq names its product ring finger protein 168 (gene RNF168). The transcript has 7 exons. Gene Ontology annotation, biological process: double-strand break repair; protein ubiquitination. The record is from RefSeq and is a predicted model, not a curated record. Gene Ontology annotation, cellular component: site of double-strand break; nucleus. Bases 580 to 2295 code for a protein of 571 amino acids. NCBI's taxonomy places the organism in Eukaryota, Metazoa, Chordata, Mammalia, Artiodactyla, Balaenopteridae. Gene Ontology annotation, molecular function: ubiquitin-protein transferase activity; nucleosome binding; metal ion binding.
UCUCUAAGGUGGGAGGGGCCGUGUUGGCGGGCAGCUGUGACGUCACUAGCCCUUGUUGGUUUGCUAUAGCACUGCAGCCAAGAUUAGGCUUUUUGGCUGACCGAAGAAAGGCGAGGGGUGGGCUCAGAGCCCCGGGAGGUGCUCGCUCGCGGCCCCACAGCAGCGGUAAAACUGGAGUCCCGCUCCCGCAGAGCCCGGCGUCCGGGCGGAAACAGCGUUCUUCCUCGAGCGGUGGCCUGGCGGCUGCGCGCCUCGGCAGCCUCGGGCUUGGCUGCCCGGAACUAAGAGAGCAUCCUCACCUGGUAAGAGGGAGGAGGGGAACUUGAUGCGAGCCUCCUGUGGCGCCAGAGAGCCAGAGCCCACCGUCCGCCCUGCCGCAGCGGUUGUUAAUGCCUGGGAGCAGCCAAGGUUCAUUUGUUUUCUUUCCGGAUGUUUGUCUUAAACAUGGACAAACACACCGCCUUCCAGGGUCGUACUGUUUACCUGGCCAGCAGAACAUCUUUUUACUUCAAGACGUUUGAUGCUCCCAAUCUCUGAAUUCUGGUGUUGAUGUUGAAUAUGCCUUAUUAGCAUAUUAAAAUGGCUGUACCCAAAGACGCCAUCCCUUCCCUGUUGGAAUGCCAGUGCCAGAUCUGUGUGGAAAUCCUAAUUGAGCCUGUGACACUCCCUUGUAACCACACUCUCUGUAAACCAUGCUUCCAAUCGACUGUCGAAAAGGCAAAUUUGUGCUGUCCCUUCUGUCGCCGCCGGGUCUCUUCGUGGACUCGGUACCAUACCCGAACAAAUUCUCUUGUCAAUACUGAACUGUGGGAGAUAAUUCAAAAACACUAUCCAGAGGAAUGCAAGCUUAGAGCCUCUGGGCAAGAAUCAGAGGAAAUUGUUGAUGACUAUCAGCCAGUUCGCCUAUUAAGUAAACCUGGGGAAUUAAGAAGAGAAUAUGAAGAGGAGAUAAGCAAGGUGGAGGCAGAGCGACGAGCCAAUGAGGAAGAAGAAAACAAAGCCAGUGAAGAAUACAUACAGAGAUUACUGGCAGAGGAGGAAGAAGAGGAAAAGAGACAGGCAGAAAAAAGGCAAAGAGAGAUGGAAGAACAACUGAAAAGUGAUGAAGAAUUGGCAAGAAAGCUAAGCCUUAAUAUUAACAAUUUCUGUGAGGGAAGUAUCUUGGCUUCGCCCUUGAAUUCCGAAAAAUCUGAUCCAGUCACAACCAAGUCACAGAAGAAAAGUAAGAACAAACAAACAAACACUGGAGAUAUUCAGAAGUAUUUGUCACCUAAAUCUCAACUUGGGUCAGCAUCACAGUCUGAAGUUGUACAAGAAGAUAGGAAAGACUCUAUGUCCAAGGAAACUGACAGCAGUGAUGUGAAGAGCCCUACAUGGCAAGACACAGAAAUUGAGGAAGAUAUGCCAACACUUUCUCCUCAGAUAUGCCUUGAAGUUCAAGAACAAGGUGCACAAUCUUCAGUGGAGUCACCUAUGCCUCAGUUAUGUGCCAGUGGUAGAGAAUGGUGCCUUGAAGGAAAAGUCAAAACAAGACCAAGCAAUCAUGAAAAAGGGUUAUGUGUCAUAAAUCAUGAGGGACCUGAAGCCAGAGUUCCCUACUCUGGAGAAGCUGCAGUUAAGCCUUGUGGCAAAGCAGAGAGUCGGUGCACUGUAUCAGAUAUGACACAGAUAAUUAGAAAUAACACAGUUGAGACAGAAAAUGAAGAGUCUCACCUACUGAUCAGUAAAGAUAUCUCCAAAAGAAAAAACCAGGAACCUUUGUCUGAAGCAGUCAGGGAUCCAUGCUUUUCUGCAAAAAGAAGAAAAAUGUUCCCCAAAGCUUCCUCAGACCAAGAAGAAACAGAAAUCAACGUUACCCAAAAACUGAUAGAUCUUGAAUGUCUACUUUUUGAGAGACGUAAACAAGAAGAACAGGACAGGUUAUUAGCAUUACAGCUUCAGAAAGAGGUGGAUCAAGAACAAAUGAGGCCAAACCGGCAAAAAGGAUCCCCAGAUGGAUAUCAGUUACGUGCUACGUCCUCACCUCCAGACAAAUUACUAAAUGGACAAAGGAAGAAUUCCAAAGAUAGAAACCUCAAAAGACAAACUGAUCUAGAGCAUCCAAAACCUAGGAGAGGCUCAAAAAAUGAAAAUUGGCAACCUUCUUUUAAGAUCCAGUUGAAACAUUCAGUUAAUGGAAGAAAGAUAACAAACUCUACUAGAGAUAAUUGUAAUGUACCUAAAACUCCUCAUUCCCUACAGCCUAGUAAGUCACAGAAAAGUAUUUUUCAGAUGUUUCAGAGAUACACAAAGUAGUGCUUGGGUAAGGGGAGUGUUGUAUAAUCUAGUGAAGUUCUCUAUCAUAGAUUCUUUAUAAAUUUUUCAUUAAUUCUGCUCCGUGGGCAUACUCACUGUCCUUAAUUAAAGGACGGCGUGAUAUCAGGGGAGGAAUAUACAAAUGUGUUUCUGCCAAACUUGGUUGUAAGCAAGAGUCCCACUCCUUUCCUUUUUUAAUAACUGAUGUACUAAGUUUAAGUUGACAGUCCUUAUGGAUAUAAAAAUGCCUUGGCCAACUCCCAAGAAAUCUUCAUUUCCAUGCAUUUCCCCCCAUAUGCAUGUUUUGUGGCCUUCACGCACCUUUUUGUACUGACUAGUAAUCAAAGCAACAUUAUAAUAUACCAAGUAGCUAAGGAAUCCAGGCAAGGUUUAGAAUCUAAGUUUUCUUGCAACUUUCCCAUAUAUUUGCAGAGCACUUGAAGUACAUCUUCCAUAACACCAAAGUAAUCUAAUUUCCAUGUCCACUUCAAUUACUUUAAGUAUUACAGCAUUUUUUUUUUUUACUUAAAAUGGGUUAGGAUCAACGUGAAAGCAGAAAAAUCAGAGUUUUCUGGAAAAUUAGGACUUAGUUGACAGAAAGGAAACUAGACUCUUGAUGCAAAAGUAGCUAAGCUUGGGAUGAGGCUGAGUGGGGUAGAUUGACAAUUUGGAGGCCUUGAAACUGAGUGGAUGAUCAGACAACUGGGUCCAGGCUGGAGUAGCAGGUGUAGUUUGGCAAAGUAUUCUUCCUUGUGCUUUCUUUGCUAGAUGGCACAGAAAACAUUUGGGUUUUAACAGCUUUUCAUACCAUACUAUCUAAUCUGCUAUUCCAAAAAAAAGGGGGAAUUUACUGUAGAAGAGUUAUGUCGCAGUAUCCUAUGUUGUAGAACCUGACUAAUCAUGUGUUUAUUUCCUUAUGUUAACCUUUGUAUUGAUACUGACUUUUAUUUGUGUUUAUGGACAAAAAUAGAAAGUAUGAUAUUUGGGUUUUGCCCUGUCUUACCCCCGAAAGUUAAAUCAGAAGGCUGCGAUUUCAUUUUGUGAAAUUUAACUUAGAGACUAUUAAUCUUUUGUUUCAUUAAUAUGAACAACUUUGAGCAAACAACCGUUUUAACAGCGUUGCUGCUGAUAUCUAGUUAGCCAUCCUUUUAAGGUAAUAAUGCAAUAAAAUGUCCUAGAGCUAAUAAUUCUAGCUUAAAUUUGUCAAUGUUUUUAUACAUAAUUAAGAUUUUUUUCCUCCAAAUUUUGUAACUGAAAUUCUGUAAUCUUUGCAUACUUGAUGGUGUGUACUUCAAUAUUGAUUGGGUAAUUAUGGGUAGAAUUCUGAUGCUAAUUUAAAAUUUAGUUUGCCCUUUCUCAAAAGUGAUUGUCCCCUGAGUAAUGAUUGUGCUGAAAUGAAGUGUAGUUAGAAACUAACCAAAUUUGUCUAAAAUAGACUAAAAUAUGUAUAUCUUUUCAUCAAACCAAUAUUUUUUAAGACCAAUUUUGCUUUACAUUUUAGUGACUCUUCAAAUUAAAAGUUAUAUAAUUAAAUCUUCCUGGAAUAGUCCAUGACCAAAAAGGGGGGAAAAUAGUGUAAUGUAUUUAGGAUUUACAUAUAUAACCACUUAUUUGUCUGUGAAGAAGUCUUCCUGACUAAAGUUGGUUUUAAGAUAAAUUUUAAUUUCUCAAUUAGUCUUUCUGAUACUACCAUGUAUGCAUUUUUGUGAGAAACUAGUAAAUGUUUUGUGUCAGUCAUUAGAAUUUAUUGAUACUUUCUUCCCAUUUUUAUGGAAGGGAUAUGAGAGUGUUUAAUUUCUCAGGGAGUGCUAAAACUAUGCAGAGGUUGAGAAUCUGAAAAUUAAAAUAAUUAUUAAAAAUUGAAAUGGACUAUGUGUUUUUCACAGUUAAAAAUAAAAAUUAACACAUGAAAAUAAAAAGUUCUGCAUAACAAAAACUACCAUAAAGGAAAAUUGGAAGACAUGGCAAACUUGAGAAGAAAUAGAUACAACUCAUCACAAAGAACUAAUUUCCUUUAUAUAAAGUGUCUGCCAAUACGUUUAGAAAAAGACUAACAACCCAAAAGGAAAAUUAGAAAAGUUUAUGUUCCCAAGAAACAUAGUUCCCAGGAAAGGAAAUAUAAGUGGCUCUAAUGUGUGAAAAGAUGCAUAGUAUCACUUAUACUAAUACAUUUUUCCACCCUUCAGAUUAGUAAAGGUGUUUUGUAUUUUGGUUUUUUUUUUCCCCCAGUCUUGGCAAGCAUGUAGGUAAAUAGGCACUCUUAUAUGUUGCUUAGUAUGAAUAGAAACUUUUAAAGCCCUAGAGAGGUAACCUUGGCAAUCUACCUUUAGGAAUUUGUUAAAGCUGUUUUCACAUAUAUGUAGAAUGGCAUGCAUAAAACAUUUUUGUUUGGCAUUGUUUGUAAUAACCAGCUUAGAAACAACCUUAAUCAUAUCAAGAAACACUAAAUAAAUGAUGGUAAAAUAGAAUACUAUACAGCAAUUAAGCAAAAAACCCAUUUUACUGAUAUGAAAAGAACUAUAAGAUAUAGAGUUAAACAAAAAAUACAAGAUGUAGAGUAGUGUACAUACUGUACAACCAUUUAUCCAAAGAAGAGAAAUAUAUAUUUAAGAGAGAGAUAAACAGUGUUGCCAGCAGGGAGAGAAACUGGGUGGCUGGGAGACAGGAGUGGAAGAAUGACUUUUCUCUAUAUGUUCUUUUAUACUUUAAAAAUUUUCAAUCAUAUUGAAUAUAUCGUCUCAAAAUUUAAAUGUUCUUAAAAUAUUACAAGAUUAAGGAUACUUAGGCAUCUCAACCUAUACCACUCUAGACAGUCCUUUUUUGCCUUUAAAUUCUAAGAAUCAUAAUUUAGGAAGGUUUUUCAGUGCAAAAAAAAAAUAGUGCGAAUUUUUGGAAAUAGUGUUGUGAAUGAAUUUGAAUAUAUUUAGCUUUAUUAUACUAUUUUUCAAUUAUUUGAAAGCAAAGCUUUUGCUUUUCAGGUAGCAAUGCUGCAGACCUGCAGUCCUGCUGAGAACAAUGAGAAAAGCCAGAUAGAAAUGUAAAAUUUUUACAUUUAAAAAUUAAAAUGCUUAAAAGCAUCAGAAAGCUACUUGAAACAAUGAGGACUAACUUAGGGGCUAAGAUUCUAGAGAGGGGAGAUUUGAGAGGUGAACUGAUGUUUGCAACCACUUUUUUGCUUGUAGCAUGUGCCUAUUCUGAAUGCAGGACGAGAAUCAGGGCUGCUGCUGGUGAACAGAGAAACCGGCAGAGCUCUUGGCCAUCUCAUGAAGCUGGAGUGACAGUAUUGGAGACUUGAGGGUCAUCAAACACAAGGUUGGUUUUCCCAUCAAGAUAACUGCAGUUUUGAAACUGUUCAGAGCAGAUGCUAAAAGGCUGAAAACCUGAAAAGCAGAGAGGAGUUGUCAUCAGUCUCACACUGCUGAUGAAACAAGAACAGAGUUCAGGACCUACCGGGGAAGGAAGCCUGUUGAACACACCAGGGCCUCAAUUGAAAGCCCUAGCACAGAAGUCUGCAAACUGCAUCCCAGGGGCCAAAUCUGCAUGCCGCCAAUAUUUGUAGGGCCUGUGAGCUAAGAAUGGUUUUAAAUGGCUCUUCGAUUCCUUAGUUCACAUAUAAGGAAUUGAACGAUGGGACUAGUAAUUUGUGCCUGAGUUUUGGACCACCAAAACAAGGGCAUGUAGUGCAGGAGGGAAGAAAGAAUAAUUUUCUUCUUAACUUGGUCUCUAUCGGUUAAUCUCACUUUCUUAAUCUGUAAAUGGGAAUCAAUGUAACCAAGAGUUGCUAUCAAGAGUUAAGGGUAGUGGGACUUCCCUGGUGGUCCAGUGGUUAAGAAUCUGCCUUCCAAUGCAGGGCACACGGGUUCGAUCCCUGGUCGGGGAACUAUCCCACAUGCUGCGGGGCAAGUAAGCCCGUGUGCCUCAAUGAAAGAUCCCGCACACCGCAAGAAAGAUCCUGUGUGCCGCAAGUAAGACCCGACACAGCCUAAUUAAUUAAUUAAUUAAUUAAUUAAAAAACAAAAGAGUCAAGGGAAGUAAUAGAGCACCUGGCACAGGCCUUGACUCAAAAAAGAACCUUAAUAAGUGAUUUGGGAGAGUUUCACUUUAUCCAGUGACUUUGUGUACCGUAAGUACCCACGUGUGGCAUCCAGUAAAUUGCAAGUUACCUUUUGUCUACUCAUGAAGACUACUCACCUCUCCCCUACCAGAUGUAUCUACAGCUCCGUGUCACAAGAGACCCCUGCCCAUAAGUUCCCCUGUGUCACAGUUCCCAGACUGCAAGAGACUUCAGCCUCAGAAGAAACCAUUUCUCAGAAAUAUUUUGUGGCUUCCUCAAAUUCCUAUACAAGUUCUACACAUUUGGUAUGCAUAAAGUUUUGUCAGUCACUACAAACUUUGAAAUGGGGAGUUGAGCCACUACUGUAUGUUUACCCAUAUCUUAAUUCCUGUGUAAAGAUCUUAAUAAACAAUCAUGACUUC